Molecule: messenger RNA, 489 nt
Organism: Acaulospora morrowiae
Lineage: Eukaryota; Fungi; Glomeromycota; Glomeromycetes; Diversisporales; Acaulosporaceae
Source: the annotation of a GenBank genome assembly
AUGCUAAUUAAUACGUAUACACUAAAAAACUUUAGUUGUCUUUGGUUGAUAACUGAUGAUGAAUAUGCCUAUGAGAUUGUUUUGCUUAAAAUCGUUAAUCUUAUUAUUCUCGUUCUAGGUGCUCCCAAUAUUCCAAGUGCUACCGGCAACAAGAAUACACCAGGCGCAACAGGCACAGCAAUGGCUACUCCAAUAGCAUCUUCAAGCUCGGCAUUAUCAGAACCUCUAUUGAUUACCAUAAUUGCUCUCCUAGUUGCCCUUUUAAUUGGCAUUGUCUGUUUAAUUAUGCUUAUAUGUUGGAAAAGAAAUAAGAAAAAUGCUAAUCCCGAGGUAGUUCCCGCUGCACCUCCAAAUUCAUCACCAUAUAUGCAGCAUCCUCAGCAUCAUGCUAAUCCCGAGGUAGUUCCCGCUGUACCUCCAAAUUUAUCACCAUAUAUGCAGCAUCCUCAGAAUCCUCAACAUCCUCAGCAACUUUAUUACCAUCAAUAG